Puntigrus tetrazona (Sumatra barb) is the source of this 2113-nucleotide messenger RNA. RefSeq names its product Y+L amino acid transporter 2-like. The record is from RefSeq and is a predicted model, not a curated record. NCBI's taxonomy places the organism in Eukaryota, Metazoa, Chordata, Actinopteri, Cypriniformes, Cyprinidae. The transcript is spliced from 9 exons. Gene Ontology annotation, biological process: amino acid transmembrane transport. The coding region runs from base 42 to 1547 and encodes 501 amino acids. Gene Ontology annotation, molecular function: L-amino acid transmembrane transporter activity; basic amino acid transmembrane transporter activity. Gene Ontology annotation, cellular component: membrane.
AGUCUUUUUCAUAUCAUCCAACCCUUCGGCUUUUUAAAACAAUGGCGUCCUACAGCCCUGCACCCACGGAGGACCAGUCCUCAGAGGUGUCCAACGGAAACCUGAAGGCGAGCAGCUCGCAGGAGUCCAUGAAACUGAAAAAAGAAAUAUCUUUGAUCAAUGGCGUAUGUCUCAUCGUGGGAAACAUGAUCGGCUCCGGGAUCUUUGUCUCACCCAAAGGCGUGCUGAUGUACAGUGGCUCCUAUGGGUUGUCUUUGGUAGUGUGGACAAUUGGUGGGAUCUUCUCGGUGUUUGGGGCCCUCUGUUAUGCUGAGCUCGGGACCACCAUCACCAAGUCGGGUGCUAGUUACGCCUAUAUCCUGGAGGCUUUUGGAGGCUUUUUGGCUUUCAUCCGUCUUUGGACUUCUCUCCUGAUCAUCGAACCCACCAGUCAGGCUGUGAUAGCCAUCACCUUCUCCAAUUACAUGGUGCAGCCCAUCUUCCCUACGUGUAUAGCACCCUACGUGGCCAAUCGUCUGCUGGCGGCAACCUGCAUAUGCUUGCUGACCUUUGUGAACUGUGCUUAUGUAAAGUAUGGCACACGCGUUCAGGACUUCUUCACCUACGCAAAGGUCAUCGCUCUCAUCGCUGUCAUCAUCACUGGUCUGGUCAAGAUAUUUCAGGGUUACACACAGAAUUUCGAAGGGCUCUUCACAGGUUCAUCUCAGGAUCCAGGCGAUGUGGCUCUGGCCUUGUAUUCUGCUCUCUUCUCCUACUCUGGAUGGGACACGCUCAACUUUGUCACAGAGGAGAUCAAAAACCCUGAGAGAAACCUCCCGCUGGCCAUUGCUAUCUCCAUGCCCAUUGUCACAGUGAUCUACAUUCUGACCAAUUUGGCUUACUAUACAAUCCUGCCCAUUCCUGCCAUCCUGGACAGCGACGCCGUGGCUGUGACAUUUGCAGACCAGGUAUUUGGGUAUUUUAACUGGACAAUACCUGUCGCCGUUGCCUUCUCCUGCUUUGGAGGAUUAAACGCUUCAAUAGUCGCUGCAUCAAGGUUGUUCUUCGUGGGCUCCAGAGAGGGCCACCUGCCAGAUUACCUGUGCAUGAUUCACGUCACACGCUUCACCCCCAUCCCUGCCCUACUCUUCAAUGGGGCCAUGGCUCUUGUGUACCUGUGUGUGGAAGAUGUCUUUAAACUGAUCAAUUACUACAGCUUCAGCUACUGGUUCUUUGUGGGUUUGUCUAUCCUGGGACAGCUGUACCUGAGAUGGAAACAACCAGACAGAACACGACCUCUAAAGCUCAGCCUGUUUUUCCCAAUUAUAUUCUGCCUCUGCACAGUUUUUCUUGUGGUGGUGCCUUUAUAUAGCGACACCAUUAACUCAUUAAUCGGCAUUGGCAUUGCUUUAUCGGGAGUGCCCGUCUACUUCCUGUGCUGCCAUCUACCUGCCACACGUAGGCCUAUGUGGCUCAGGAAGUUUAUUGCAUCUUCAGGUAUCCUCAUUCAGAAAGUGUGCUACUGUGUUCUUACCGAGAUGGACAAAGUAGAUGAAAAAGCAGAGUAGAAGUGAACGAUGCACUGACAGGAAAACCGGGAUAUCUCUGGACAUGCAAUACACGAGCUGCUGAAUCCACACUGGUUUACACAGAUGUCGUUUAUUUUGAUCAGAUGUCAGGUGAACCUCCCUUCCCCCUUCAAAUCAAAGCAAGUCCUUUGUAUUUAUUAGAGAUAUUUAUGCUGGUUUUACCGAGAACAGUAAACCAACUCAAGUAUGAAGAAACUACCCUUGGGGCUUGGUAAGACGAUGAAAUUAUAGCACUGAUAAGAGGAAUUAUUUACAGACAUUCGUACCGUUGCUUUCAAACAACAAUAAACCUAAAUCUUGCACAUUAAUUGAACAUAAAUUUAGAAGCGUGUACACUGAAAGUCUAAUAAAACACACUGUGUGUUGAAGAAAGGAAUUGCUACUACAUUACAGGUUUGUAUCUGAAUAUUGAAAACAGUAUUUUCCCUGUUUUAUUUUCUUUUCUAAAGACUGAAAAAACAAAUACAGUGUUAUUAUGGAUUUGUGAUAAAGAACAGGUUGAAUAAAAAAAAAAAAAAGUAAAUAAAAGGACAAAUUAUGCAAAA